Messenger RNA from Aspergillus vadensis CBS 113365, 1497 nucleotides. RefSeq names its product putative MFS transporter. The record is from RefSeq and is a predicted model, not a curated record. NCBI's taxonomy places the organism in Eukaryota, Fungi, Ascomycota, Eurotiomycetes, Eurotiales, Aspergillaceae. Gene Ontology annotation, molecular function: transmembrane transporter activity. Gene Ontology annotation, biological process: transmembrane transport. The transcript is spliced from 6 exons. Bases 1 to 1497 code for a protein of 498 amino acids. Gene Ontology annotation, cellular component: membrane.
AUGACUGAUAAGGAUACUGCCGUGAUGCACCUAGAGGACCUCCCAGGUCAUGGAGCCUCUGCCGACGAUUUAGAGUUUCUGUCGAAUUUUCCACCCGAGGCAAAGAAGAAGGUUCUCAGAAAGGUAACUAUGCGACUCGUACCAAUGUUUGUCCUUUUGUACUUGGUUGCAUAUAUAGACAAAACCAAUAUCGGAAAUGCCAAAAUCGAGGGUUUACUUCCAAGUCUACACAUGAGCGGCAUACAAUACAAUAUUGCCUUGUCUAUCUUUUUCAUACCUUAUGUUCUAGCUGAGGUACCAAGCAACAUAAUACUUAACCGACUCAAGAGACCGUCACAGUAUUUAGGGCUCCUAAUAUUCUGCUGGGGUGUGAUCAUGCUUUGCACGGGCUUUGUUCGCAAUUUUGCCGGCCUUGUGGUGAUUCGAUUCCUUCUGGGUCUUUUCGAGGCUGGAUUUCUGCCAGGUGCUGUGCUAAUCAUAUCGAAAUGGUAUCUUCCAAACGAAACACAGACUCGCAUCGCUAUUCUCUACACAUCUGCUGCUUCUGGUGGAGCCUUUUCCGGUCUCCUGGCAUAUGCUAUCGCCAAAAUGGACGGAAUAGCAGGCUACGAAGGUUGGCGCUGGAUCUUCAUCAUCGAGGGUCUUGUGACAGUUUUCAUGGCCGUUCUCUGCUACCUGCUCCUUCUGGAUUCCCCAUCUUUAUCCCCCAACUGGCUUUCACAAGACGAGAUUCGAUACCUCGAGGUACGACAGCUCGUUUCCAAUAAUCAUAGUGGUCACCAUGAAGGCUUCAACAAGAAGAUAAUCUUCAGCGUCCUGACCGAUUGGAAAAUCUAUCUCCUCAUACUUGGUAAUUGGUCCAAUGCCGUCCCCAACUACGCACUCAAAUUCAGUAUGCCUGAAAUCAUCAAAUCAAUGGGGUAUAAGUCAGCUACGGCCCAGCUUAUGACAAUUCCGCCUUAUACAGUCGGCGCGAUAUCAGCUUACGGCUUCUCCGUGUUCGCUGAUCGCUUUUCAUGGCGAAUGCCAUUUAUCGUCAUCCCCCAGUGCUCGCUCAUAGCUUCAUUUGGCAUUCUGUUUUCGAAAGCCGCCAGCAUCGAGAAUAAUAUAGCACUAUGCUACUUUGCGAUUUGCCUUGCUUGCUUUGGAAUGUAUCCCAUCCUUCCUGGUGUUAAUGCCUGGAAUGUGUGCAACAUUGUUAAUCCGCACAAGCGUGCUGUGGCUAUUGGUUAUCUUAUCUGCGUUGGGAAUGCGGGUGGUAUCAUUGGCAGUUAUAUUUAUAAAUCCGAUGAAAAACCCCGAUACCCUACUGGCUAUGGCACCUCUCUAGCAUUCGCUGCUGCUGGACUCGUGGCUGCCUUGAGUUUGGAGUUCUGUUUAUGGAGCGCUAAUAAGGGCAAGGCUCGGUUGACUCUGUCUGAGAUUGAGGAACUGUAUACUGAGGAGCAGCUUCGCGAUAUGGAAGAGAAGAGUCCUCUUUUCAAGUAUACUCUGUGA